Messenger RNA from Drosophila willistoni, 1314 nucleotides. Its product is annotated as testis-specific serine/threonine-protein kinase 4. The transcript has 4 exons. Gene Ontology annotation, molecular function: protein serine/threonine kinase activity; ATP binding; tau-protein kinase activity. The record is from RefSeq and is a predicted model, not a curated record. Gene Ontology annotation, cellular component: cytoplasm. Bases 207 to 1190 code for a protein of 327 amino acids. Lineage: Eukaryota; Metazoa; Arthropoda; Insecta; Diptera; Drosophilidae. Gene Ontology annotation, biological process: intracellular signal transduction; protein phosphorylation; microtubule cytoskeleton organization.
UAAAGCUGAUUCCCAUCGAAAUGUUGUCAAAGUUUCUAUCCCAUCUCUAUUCCUUUCCAAAAUUUGUUGUGCAUAUAUAAAAAAAACAUGUUGAUAUAAGAUCUUUAGUGAUAUUUUGGAUUUUUUUUUUACACGGCGGCACGUCUCAUUUGUGGCAACACACUGGCGCACGUUGCGAAACGCACUGUUUGUGGUAGGAAGUUUAAAUGGCGGCAGCGCCAAAACGUAAAGGUGACUUAGUGACUGCAAGUUCAUCGCAAGAUCUUGUCACCGAUCAGAAUUCGGGUCGCCGACAAGAGCAAAAGGUUUAUACAUUCAAUAGUGAACGCCCAAGCGGCAAAAACGGGUCGCCAAAAGUUGAGGACAAGACUAAACCACAGAAAACUAUACUGGAGGAGCAUGGCAUUAUAUUGGGCAAAGUGAUCGGUACGGGUAACUAUGCCAAAGUCAAAAUCGGUUUCUCUGAAGAGUAUGGCAAACGAGUGGCAGUGAAAAUCAUUUCAAAGGUUAAAGCCCCAUCCGAGUAUACGCAAAAGUUUUUGCCUCGCGAAAUCGAGGCGGUCAAAGGAUUGCAUCAUGAGAAUUUGAUAACCUUCUAUCAGAGCAUAGAGACUAGUCAUAGAGUCUACUUGAUCAUGCAACUGGCUGAGAAUGGCACACUUCUGGAUUAUGUGCGUGAUAAGAAAUUUCUGGAUGAACCUCAGUCGCGUAAUCUAUUUAAGCAACUGAUUAGCGCUGUGGAAUAUAUACACAGUAAGGGUGUCGUUCAUCGUGAUAUUAAGUGUGAGAAUCUGCUUUUGGAUGAAAACUGGAGUUUGAAAUUGAUUGAUUUCGGUUUUGCACGCAAGGAUACCCGUACAACGGAUAAUCAAGUGGUUCUCUCGAAAACCUUUUGCGGUAGCUAUGCCUACGCCAGUCCAGAGAUUCUAAAAGGCGUUGCCUAUGAUCCUUUUAUGUCUGACAUUUGGGCCUGUGGCGUUGUCUGCUAUGCCAUGGUCUUUGGUCGACUACCCUACGAUGGCUCCAAUGUGCACAUUUUGCUGAAGCGAAUCAAUCAAUCUCUGGUAUUCCCCAAAUCGCCAACCGCUUCGAGUGAAUGUAAGCACAUGAUAAUGCAUAUAUUGGCUCCAGUUAAAAUCAGAUAUAAUGUACCACAAGUCAAGGAUGAUCCUUGGUAUAAUUUGAGGUAAUCUAGAUGAAUAUCAAAUGAUGAUGCUGCCGUGAAAAAAAAAUUAUAGAAAUCAAAAUUUACACAAAAAUCAACUAAAAAAUUAUAUACAUUUAAUAAACUUUGGGAUCACUUUAAACAGAAAA